Molecule: messenger RNA, 2389 nt
Organism: Phycodurus eques (leafy seadragon)
Lineage: Eukaryota; Metazoa; Chordata; Actinopteri; Syngnathiformes; Syngnathidae
Gene: trabd
Product: TraB domain containing
Exons: 10
Coding region: 113-1201 (362 amino acids)
Source: RefSeq, a predicted model, not a curated record
CGCCCAACAAGCCAAGUACUGCUACGGUAGUGGCGACAAGACGUUUGGUUUGUUCAGUUGCUAUUUAAUCUAAUUUUGCUGUCUUGUCACGCGCAACUUGGAAAACUUCGAGAUGGAUCAAGACAAUUCUGAGGAUGAGUCUGUAGGACCAUCAGAGGAUCCUUUAGAAGAGGCACCACCAUCUCUUCCUCCAGGACUUUCGGACAGUGAAGCAAUGGAACUGCUGUGGCAAUAUCGAGCCCAGCGUCGCCAGUCGUCACCUGAACUCCCAGAGACAGUGACUCGUCUUAUUUCCCCUGAUGGCAGCCUGCUGUACCUGGUGGGCACUGCCCAUUUCAGUGACAGCAGCAAAAGGGAUGUGGCUACGACGAUCCAUGCUGUGCAGCCAGAUGUGGUUGUUGUGGAGUUGUGCCAGUACAGGGUGUCCAUGCUUAAGAUGGAUGAGAAUACAUUGCUGAGGGAAGCCAAAGAGAUAAACCUUGAUAAGGUCCAGCAGGCCAUCAAACAGAAUGGCUUGAUGUCUGGCCUGAUGCAGAUUCUCCUGCUCAAAGUUUCCGCUCACAUCACUGAGCAGCUCGGCAUGGCCCCUGGAGGGGAGUUCAGGGAAGCCUUCAAAGAGGCUGGACACGUGCCAUUCUGCAAGUUUCAUCUUGGAGACAGGCCCAUCCCUGUGACGUUCAAGAGGGCCAUUGCUGCUCUCAGCCUAUGGCAGAAGGCCCGUCUUGCCUGGGGUCUUUGUUUCCUUUCAGACCCAAUCAGCAAAGAGGAUGUCGAGAAAUGUAAACAGAAGGACCUGCUGGAACAGACUAUGUCAGAGAUGAUUGGAGAGUUUCCAGCUCUUCACCAGACCAUAGUGGCUGAGAGAGACAUCUACCUCACCCACACGCUGCGCCAGGCUACACGCUGUGUGGAGGCUCCUCCUAAUGCCCAGAAAGUGCCUGCUGUCGUGGUGGGAGUUGUCGGAAUGGGUCAUGUGCCUGGCAUUGAAAGAAACUGGGAUAAGCAUCUCAACAUCAGUGAAAUCAUGAGUGUUGCGCCCCCGUCUCAGUUUGGCUGGGUUUUGCACGCGGUCGUUAAAGGUGUCAUGAUGGGAAUGCUGGGAUAUGUCUGCUACCGUGCUGGAGGGAGUUUGGUUCAAGCCCUGUGGUCUUCAUCUGCUGUCCGAUCAGUUGUGGACAAUCUACGACCAUCUCCUGUUUGACCUCACAGGUCAGCUGAAAGCCAUCACUGACCGGCACAUUAGUUUCAUGAAAACAGUUCAUCUUUUACCAAUGGCCUUAAAAAAAGGAGUUGUGACUGAAAGGAAUGGUUGCUCAGCGAACAAGGACCUCAGGGUGGCACGACAUUUUGAUAUGACACGCCAAUGGACAUUGAAGGGCCUUACUCCCAAAGAAACCUACACAGGAUUGUUCUGUCAUUUUGUGAAAAGGCUUUAUUGUGUAAGGUUUAAAAAAUACCAAUACUGUGUUCUGAAUGAUUCAAAGUUUACUACUUUUAAAGAUGAAGGGAAUUUAAUUUUAUGGUUAGUCAAAUUCCAUAAGGAAUCAUCCUCAGCCAAAUGCGCUGGCAAUAUUUCCAUAUGAUUUUCUCCUUCUCUUUUCUUAGUCAAUUCUCCUGCCAGUUGGCGAUAAUUUUUUAUAUAUAAGUGGCUGAGGUAUGGAAACAACUAUAAUACCAAAUAGAAAAAUAAUAUACUGACCAUACUUUUUUUUUUUUUUUUUGCAACUUGCUUUUACAUCAUGGGUACAGUGAGUUGUGUGAUAAAUUCCUACCAAAUUGAUUUACUUGGCAUAUAUUUGUAGACUUAGAUUGGCAUCCUCAAAAAGUUUUUCAUGUUCACAAACCUGCUUAUGCUUACAAGUGCCUCUCAAUGCAUCAGCAAGUAUAUGAUUAUUAUUAUUGUUUUUUUUUUUUACAUAUUUCUAAAGGCAUAUUUUGUAAAUAGUUAUUUUAAAUGUAGACUUUCAACAUCUGAUACAUAGAUUUCAAUAGAACCAGUGCCAUGGCCCCUACAUUCAAUUGAGACUCAUUGCAGGUAAGGCUUGUGUUCCUCAGGGUUAGUAAGGUAUUAAUAAUAAUCCCCAUCAUUGUCGCCAGCACAAACCAACAGGACUAUUAAUAUAAAGUGCCCAGAUUCUGGCAUUGAUUGUUUGAAGUUCAUUUACUGAUUUUGUGUGUGCAUGUAGUCAUCUUUAAAGCCUGCACAAUACAGCAUCUACAGUAACAAUCAAUUCACCAGCUUUGUUCUGCAAUGCAUAUAUGUGAAUGUCAACCAAUACUGUAUAAUCGCCUCUCAGUAGAAUGCAAACUUAGCUACUCUGUCUGUGCAGCUUUUGAUCAUUUCAAUGAAUUGUACCCAUAAUACAGGUGAUGUCACAUUGAACUAAAA